This is a messenger RNA of Coccomyxa subellipsoidea C-169, 1548 nucleotides long. RefSeq lists its product as hypothetical. The transcript has 11 exons. The coding region runs from base 1 to 1548 and encodes 515 amino acids. The record is from RefSeq and is a predicted model, not a curated record. Gene Ontology annotation, biological process: proteolysis. Gene Ontology annotation, molecular function: cysteine-type endopeptidase activity. NCBI's taxonomy places the organism in Eukaryota, Viridiplantae, Chlorophyta, Trebouxiophyceae, Coccomyxaceae.
AUGGGCAAGGAUGAUGAUCUGGACUUCAAGAGCUGGAAAAUCAAGCAGCUUCAGGAAUAUAUCAAGGAUAACGGAGGCGAUGAUGAGGAUUGCGAUGAGAAACAAGACCUUAUCGACAGAGCCAUCGAGCUGAGGGACAAGAAGAGAGAGAAGGAGAAAGAGAAGAAGAAGGAAAAAGAGAAGCCGGCCUUGCCCACAGACCGCAACUACCCGGCCCCAUCAUAUGGAGGAGCACCCAGCGCACCCCCCUUCAACCCUCAAUAUGGUGCUCCGGCCCCCUACAAUGGAGCCCCAUCCCCAUAUGGCGGAGCACCGCCGCCAUACGGUGGGGCACCGCCACCGUACGGGGGACCACCCCCGCCGCAGUACGGUGGAGAAUACUGGACAGAUUACGGGGCCCCACCGCCGUAUGGAGGCCCUUUACCAUACGGGGGACCUCCACAGGGGCCGUACGGUGGCCCUCCUCAAGGGCAAUGGGGCGGGCCACCACCGCAGGGGGAAUAUGGGGCCUACGGGCAGGGUCCACCAGGCCCGUACGGUGGCCCACCGCAGGGAGGAUACGGGGGACCGCCUCCCCUACAGGACGGCUACGGAGCGCCGCCUCCACAGCAGCCGGGCUACGGAGAGCCGCCCGCCCAGCAGGGCCGCAAGAGAGCCCUCAUCUGCGCCUGCAAUUAUGCGGGGACUGACAACGCACUCAACGGCUGCAUCAACGACGCCAAGUGCAUGCAGUACCUGCUGAAGACCCGCUUCGGCUUCAAGGAGGAGGACAUCACGAUGCUGACCGACGACCAGAACGACCCUGCCAAGUGGCCCACCGGCAACAACAUGCGCGCGCAUAUGCGGCGGCUGGUCGGCGACGCGCAGACCGGCGACUCCCUCAUCUUCCACUUCUCAGGGCAUGGAUCACAGACUGCUGACUGGUCAGGGGACGAAGAUGACGGGUACAACGAGACUCUGUGCCCCUGCGAUUUCAAGCAAGGGGGCCAGAUUGUGGAUGAUGAGUUGAAUCAGCUGCUGGUCAACCCGCUGCGUCCGGGUGUGCGGCUGCACGCCAUCAUAGACGCCUGCCACUCCGGCUCGGUGCUUGACAUGGAGUACAGGGCAGAGUUCCACAAUGGCAUGCCCGUGUGGACCAAUGAGUUCUCAAAGCGGCCCUCAAUCUACAAGGGCACAGCUGGUGGUGAGGCUUUCCAGUUUGGGGCUGCAAGGGACAGCCAGACUGCCGCCGACACCUCGCAGCUGUCUGGCAAUGUCUCAACUGGCGCAGCCACCUUCGCUUUCAUCCAGGCCAUAGAGCGGGUUGGCACACACAUCUCAUACGGCCGUCUCCUGGAUGAGAUGAACCGCACAUUGGGGGACAUGGGUCAUGGUGGGGGCGCGGGGAGUGGGCAGCCUCUGAGUGACCCCUUUCAAAUGGGUGGUCUGCUGGGCUCUCUGCUUGGGCAGGGCCUGGGCAUGGUGGGGGGUGGGCAGCAGUACAGCAAUCAGACACCCGUGCUCUCCUCCAACUCAGCCUUUGACAUCAACCGGCAGCUCUCCAUCUGA